UCACUAAAAAAAAAGAAAAGAUAAACACACACGUUUUUAUUAAAAAAAGUAAAAACAGGAAAAAAAUUUAAAAACCAAAAGAAUAUUUCAACCCCCCAUCGACUCCACUCACAAAUCAACACGAAUCUUAGACGAGAGGCUUCGUAGAUCGUCUUCGGGUCUGUCCAGUUGCAGAAUGGAGUGUCCCGAAGCGGUCGAACGAGGUCGAAAAUUUCGUCUAUUGACUGCAGAAGAGUUACCACAACUUUUGGAUUUUCUGAAGCAGUAUUUACCGGAAGCUUUGAAGUUUCAUCAAACCGUAUUGACUUACAUGAAACAUCGAGUAUGGGAAUUUCAUUUUUACGUUGCCAAUGAAUGGCCAGAGGUUCCGGUUUGUUUGCAUUUUCCAGGGAUGACACUUGCCCCUCACGGUCUGUUUUACGAGAGCGUUGGCGUAUUCUGUCCUAUUGGUCAACUGGAAUUAUUAAGGAUCAUGCAGGACGAGGAUAUUUUAAUCGAUUGGUCAAGACCACUGUACAUUAAUUUUGUUCAUUCGCUAAUUUCCGAUGAACUAAUUCGACUCUACAAUGGCAUUGGAAUAGUCGAGCAGGUUCUUGGCGAUGUCUGGUCCUGUAAGAAUAUCAAAAAUAUUGAAAAUAUUGAGAAUUUUGAAGAUGAAUCUGUACCUGCAGAAUCACAGGUUCUUCCUUUAAAACCGGAGCAUGCGGAAUGCAUCCACGAUUUGUAUCCUGCCAAUGACAUGGAAUGUCAAGAGGUGUUUCUAAGACUCAUUAGGAUUUUACCAGGUGCCGGUGUUUUCGUUAAUGGAAAACUCGCCGCCUGGAUGGUGCAGUCAUAUUAUGGAGCAAUGUUUUCCAUGCAAACCAAACCCGAACACCGAAGAAAAGGCUAUGGAUUACGACUAGCAAAAUACCUGACGAAAACAGUCGCCGACCGCGGCUACAGUCCAUUCGUUGUGAUACGUCCAGAAAAUGAAGCGAGUCAAAGUCUCUAUAGAAAAUUAGGAUUCAACAAAUUUUAUCAAAUGGUGCGAAUGACAUUUAUACCGGACACGUGGCGACAAUUGUACGGAGCAAAUUCGAUAUUAAAAGGAAAUUUAGAAAGUGCAGUUAGACAAUUAACAAUCGAACAAAGGAUAAUAGAUGUAUUUCAAAAUGACGAGAAUGGAAAGAAUGAUGAGCAUAACGACCACCACGACCACGACGAUAACAAUGACGAUCAAACGACGAACGAAAAAUGUGAGGUAAAACAGGAAUUGGACAGCUUAGGUAAUGGAGAUGAUUAUAAUAAUCAUAUUAAAGAGCAUGUGUAAAUGAGAAAAGAAGAAAUUUGUUUUAUGAACAAUUUACAGAAUCUCAGGAGUGCGAGAAGUUUAAAAGUGCGAGAAGUAUUGAAUUUGCAUAUUAUAAAAAAAAACAGAAUCAGACUGAUAUAUAGACAAAAAAAAAUACAAAAAAACAAAAAAAAAAAUAAUUCAAAAUGUCGAUGAAACGGUGAUAUCCAACUCUACCAAAAUAAUCACGCAUUCUGCUUCUCUGCACCAAACUCUAAAAAAAAAUAUGUAGAAUUGUAAAACUCGGUGA
Leptopilina heterotoma is the source of this 1583-nucleotide messenger RNA. RefSeq lists its product as uncharacterized. The coding region runs from base 176 to 1312 and encodes 378 amino acids. Gene Ontology annotation, molecular function: acyltransferase activity, transferring groups other than amino-acyl groups. Lineage: Eukaryota; Metazoa; Arthropoda; Insecta; Hymenoptera; Figitidae. The record is from RefSeq and is a predicted model, not a curated record. The transcript has 6 exons.